Ostertagia ostertagi is the source of this 627-nucleotide messenger RNA. Lineage: Eukaryota; Metazoa; Nematoda; Chromadorea; Rhabditida; Trichostrongylidae. The record is from the annotation of a GenBank genome assembly.
AUGCGAAAGGUGGAUUCAGCGCAAUUAGAUGCAUUGCUUUCUCGACUGGAUACGUUCUGUAAGAUUGACACCAUUAUUGAAAGAGUGGCAGACUGUUCGUUUCUGCUGUUCCAUCGAGAUUUGAUUGGGAUUUACUGGGACACGACUCUGGAUCGAACACCGACCAGGCAAAGCAUUACGUACUUUGCUAUGGCAGUUUCGGACUGUAUACGAUAUGUGAAGAAGUCCAAAAUCGAAAUCCAAGUGGACCGUUUUCGUUCAGAGAUGUUCGAAUUGAUUAAGAAGGGGUUCCUCUUUCCACUUUGUGCUGCAAUUGAAAACGAUUUGAGGAUUCUCUCCCACCAACAUCUUGUCAUUGAUGAAAGGGAUAUACCUUCCCGAGAACAGCUGGAAUUUUACAAGGAAAUAUUGAUAGAUCCAGAAAUUCGACUUCUUGGCGUCGUUAUAAAUAUCAGCGAAUUUGUUUCUUGCUAUCUUCAAAAAACUUUCUAUGAUCUGACCGCGGUUACUCUUCAUGAUCGUCAUGCGUACAGCAAAAUGGCCACGUUAGCCGAACAGCGGUAUGGUUUGAGUCUCAUCGAUGGAAUGUUACCAAAUUGUCCAUCGGACAGAGUCUGGAUGUGGUGA